Messenger RNA from Pseudocercospora fijiensis CIRAD86, 3494 nucleotides. RefSeq lists its product as uncharacterized. The transcript has a single exon. Lineage: Eukaryota; Fungi; Ascomycota; Dothideomycetes; Mycosphaerellales; Mycosphaerellaceae. Gene Ontology annotation, cellular component: cytoplasm. The coding region runs from base 1 to 3237 and encodes 1078 amino acids. The record is from RefSeq and is a predicted model, not a curated record. Gene Ontology annotation, biological process: peptidyl-serine phosphorylation; autophagy. Gene Ontology annotation, molecular function: ATP binding; protein binding; protein serine/threonine kinase activity.
AUGGCGAUUGAGACAACGGAUAGCAUGGUGGACGAGUAUGUCUUGACGCAGUGCACGCAGCCGUCAGUCGACCCGAGGCGAAUGGGUAGAAACAACUCCGGUCUUUCUGCCAGUGACGUCGCCGAUGUUAUCUGCAUCCUCCAUCCUGCCUCCCCUGCAGCCUUCCGUCUUGUCUCGGAUACAGCUGCUCGUGCCCCUCAGCACAUCUUGCAGAACUCGAGUCUUCGUCGACCAGACCGAAACGGUGCCGCCCUCGACGAUGAAGAAACAUUCAUCCUCAACGAAAAUGCUGGGGAGCAGGCAAUGGAUCUGGCUCUGAGAUUCUCGACGCGCACGCAUCAGCCUCACCUUGGAUUCGUCAUUGGUCGUAACAGCGAAGCAUGCGACAUUGUCGUCCGAGCAGAUUCUCACAAGCGGGUCAGCAAUUUCCACUUCUGCAUCUUCUUCAACGAAACCGGCAUUCUCAUGCUUAGGGACAUGAGCACAAACGGAACAAUGGUAGAUGAUGUUCUGCUCAAAUGCAGGACAACGCACCAUCCUCACUCCCGAAUACUCAGUCCUGGUUCCGUGGUCCAGAUACUUUCUCCGUCGAAGGAUGAAGUGCUGAAAUUUAUCGUGCGCUUUCCAUCCCGCGAUGGAUAUUACCAGGAGUACGACAAGAUGUUUCAAGAUUACAUGAGUCGACAAUUUGCCGCUCUUGAGCGGCGGCAACGAGAUGGCCGCAACGACGAUCCACAUCUUCCCACAUCUGCUCAACGCCGGCACACUGCGGUGAAAGCGCCCGUUCCACACAAUCAAUUUGGAAUGCACUGGAACGGCGGCGAGGUGUACAAUGUGGUUGGCCACAUUGGAAAAGGCGCAUUUGCCAGUGUCUAUCAACUGGCCACAAAGAUCGAUGGGCAGCUAUACGCUGCGAAAGAGCUGGAGAAGAGGAGGUUUAUGAAGAACGGCGUCUUGGACCGGAAGCUUGAAAAUGAAAUGCGGAUAAUGCAGUCGAUCGACCAUCCCAGUAUUGUCGCAUACCACGACUACCAGGACGUCUCCAACCAUCUGUACAUUAUCAUGGAGUUCGUGCCGUGUGGAGAUCUUCAGCAAUACCUGACCGAGUAUGGACCUCUUCCCGAAUCGAUCGCAAAGCAGAUGGCUUCUCAGGUCUUCGAUGCGCUAGAUUAUCUUCACAAGAAGAAUAUCACCCACCGUGAUAUCAAACCUGACAAUAUUCUGCUCUCUUCAAUCGACCCAAAGAACUUCCUAAUCAAGCUGUCCGAUUUUGGUCUAUCCAAAGCAGUACAGAAUAACGAUACAUUCUUGAAGACUUUCUGCGGCACACUGCUCUACUGUGCACCCGAAGUCUUCCCUCACUACGACACACAUUCUGCAAAUAAAGGUAUCAAGCGCUCUCGCAAGCCACAAGGCACCAAGACGUUCCGAAGCUACAGCCAUGCUGUGGACAUCUGGUCUUUUGGUGCUGUACUAUGGUAUUCUCUGUGUCACAGACCUCCUUUCGAAGGCGUGGCUGAUAACACCGGCCGCGGUAUGUUCGAUAAGAUUAUGAUGACACCUCUGGAUGCUGCCGAUCUCGCGAGGCAAGGGGUUUCUGAGGCAGCUGUUGCCUUGUUGGUAGCCAUGCUUAAUACAGACCCAAUGGCCCGACCUUCUGCAGAAGAGUGUCUGCGUCUUCCAUGGUUUGGCUCGCGUAAGCCUCCGACAUAUCGACGGCCGCAGCGAUCUCUUGGCGCUAUUCAGGAGGAAGCUCAGCUUGAUACGAUUCCUGGUGCCCAAGAACCUGAUGUCGCUGGGUUGAGUUUAGAUGAGCGGGACGUUGACGAGCUCAUGGGCAGCCAACAGAGUGAAGUCAGUCUCAACUCCUCCGACAUGAAUUUUUUCGAAUCCUCGCGGGUCUCAAAGCGAUUGAAGACUGGCGAUGACAACCAUGAAGAUAACGAGGAAGUUGACGAGGACAACUACUACGGCUCCAGUCCAGAAUUGGUUGGCGAUAUCCCCAUCAUGCACCAAGAGCAAGUAGGAGGUCAGACGCAACCCAGAGCACCAAAGCUGUUUGGAGAAAUCAGUCAGUCGGACUUGCCAACACUUCGAAGACAAGUGGGCAGGGUUGCUGAGAACUUGACAAGCUCAGCUGCCUCCCGUGGAGAAGCUGUAUCAGAGCACAGCCUAGGUCAAGAUGCGCAGGACGACCGGAGUCAAAGUCUGCUCGGUGCUGAAUCAAUGGUCCGCGAAAUGGAAAUCGAUUCGCCUUUUACUGGAAUUUCAAGCGCUUCGCAAUCUCAACGUGACAGCAACAGCGUCGACUCCGCUGCGCAAUCGCAAGAGGCUCAACCAGACGAUCUUGAGGAGACUCCGAAAUUACAGCAAGAUCCGCAAACCCAGGCGCACACUUACACUCGUCGCAUCAGCAUACCGGAUCCACCAUCGUUCUACCAUGACCCGGCGAAUCCGAGCACGCAUAAUCUUCAGUAUGCUUCUGAGGUUAGUAGCCAUGACUACACUAAGGCUGCGAAACAUGCCGCGAUCAAGGACACCUCGCUAGCUACCACGCAGCCGAGGAGCAAGCCGACCAGUGAUAAUGACGGUGUGUCAGCAAAUGACUCCAUGACAAAUGCAGCAUAUCGUGUCCAAGCGGAAUCAGCAAAAGCUCCAAAGCUUCCACAGACAGCACAUCUCAUAAAGCAUGCGAAUAUCUCUGGCCCGCGGCCGCGUUUCGGCAGGCUGAUUUCGACGCAAGGAUCAGCACCGGACUUGGUCCUGGAUUUGCACACCACAGUCACGACAUAUGGCCGAAGUUCUCGGUGCACAUACACUCAUCCCGAUAAGAACGAUAUUCGUAUAGCCAAGGAGUGCCUUACAAUCUUCUUCCAUGCUUCGGAUCUGAGCAAGGCGUCCGGACCGGAAGAAGAGCUCGAUUCGAUCAAGGGGUUGUAUUGCGGUAUCGUCACAUACGGUAGUAACGGUGUGAAGAUCAAUGGCUUUCAGCUGGACAAAGGUGAGGUGGGCAAACAGCUAUACGGCAAGAUUCAUACUGGAGACAUCAUUGAGGUCUGGCCCGGUAAUGACAAGCAGGCUCCUCUGCGCUUCUAUGUCGAGGUUUACCACGGUACUACCAAGAACCCGCGAAGUCCAGACGCGCCAGGCUUUGAGGUGGCCAUGGAGAAGCAACGUUCGGAGAGCAGCGAUAAUGAAAAGCAGGGCUCUCAAGCUAAAGCAGGACUUUCAAGCUAAAGCUUGAUAGAAGGAACGACGAGCGACCUACACGACUUGGGAUUCAAUAUGCUGCUCCUGGAGGUCAGCUUUUUCUACGAAUACCCAGGCAGCAUGGCGUUAUGAAACGGAAUGACAACAUCAAAACUUUAAGAGGCAACUUUGUGACAACUACAACGCAUUGGGCGGGUUGAUCUUGCUCUGGCUCACCUGCAGAGCCCGUUUUGUAGUACAAUAGCAUGAGAUAUAUGUAUAAUGAAAAUCGAACAAGUCAACUC